UCCCUUCGUCAUAGGUUGGGGUAAAACAAUGGAGGGUGGUACCUCUUCCAAUGUCCUACAAGAAUUACAAAUUCCCAUUUAUGACAAUCAAGUGUGUAGAGAUCGUUAUAAACAGCAGAAUCGUCUAUUUACCGAAAAUCAAUUUGAUAAAGCUGUUUUAUGUGCGGGUGUACUAUCCGGUGGCAAGGAUACCUGUCAGGGAGAUUCUGGUGGUCCUCUUAUGAUACCAGAGAACUAUGGCAACAAUGUGCGUUUCUAUUUGAUUGGUGUUGUAUCCUAUGGUAUUGGUUGUGCCCGUCCCGAAAUUCCCGGUGUCUAUUCAAGUACACAACAUUUCAUUGAUUGGAUUGCACAAAAAGUAGCUGAUACUCCUUAAAUUAUUACCUUUUUUGGCCGUUUUUUGCCUUUAAGUAAUAUUUAUGUCUGUUUUUUUUUAUAUUUUUUUAAUAAUUUUAAGCCUCAAUUGUAGUCUAAGUAAUAGAGUGAGAGAUUAUUUAUACAGUUUAAUGUUAAAUUUUUUUUGAUUUUGAUUUUUAUUAUUUUCAUAUUUUUAAAUAAAAUUUGUUCUAAAGAUUUAAUUAUUUU
Molecule: messenger RNA, 585 nt
Organism: Lucilia sericata (common green bottle fly)
Lineage: Eukaryota; Metazoa; Arthropoda; Insecta; Diptera; Calliphoridae
Product: proclotting enzyme-like
Exons: 2
Coding region: 29-376 (115 amino acids)
Biological process (GO): proteolysis
Molecular function (GO): serine-type endopeptidase activity
Source: RefSeq, a predicted model, not a curated record